AUGACCGAAGAACAAGACCGCGAGUCCCAAGCAACCUUCCUGACGGAAGAUGUAGUGAUCAACAUUCUCCUGCGAUUGCCGAUCGCUUCGUGUAUCUCCCUGUUCCGCUGCGUCUGCAGAUCAUGGCGGAAUCUACUUUCAGAUCCCGAGUUCAUCCGCAAGAUUCUCUUCUUCCGAACCACCGCCGAACAACAAUCCCUCAGAAUCCUGAUCGCCGGUGACGUUAUCCGCGUCCUGCAGACCCACAGCUCCUCCUUCAACCUCUGGCCCGUACCUGCUGCCGCCGCCCAACCUCCCCGCGUCCGGCAGACCCACUACUCCUUGCACUCCUACGACGCCCUCUGUCCCGUCUCUGCCGCCGCCGCCGUUCCCUGCAAGAUGCGUAAUUACAGGCCAGGUAACCGUUUGGCGAUCGUCGGUUGUUGCGACGGUAUAUUCUGCAUCUCCACGUACCCGGGCAGCAGUGUCUCCGACAUCAGCAUGUGGAAUCCGACCACCUCGGAGACCAGGUUGCUACCGCUUUCCUCUUGUCCUCGCGCUCCGUCCUUCCUCAUGUGUUGCGAGGAAAUCGGGUUCGGUUUCGAUCCCCUGACUCGCGACUACAAAGUUGUCAGGACUUUGGUAUUUGAGCGGAUUGAUGAAGAAGACGACAAUGGUGCUGAUGAUGAUGGUCUUGUAAAAUUUGGCUGCCCUUCUCGGGUUGCUUAUACAGAGGUAUACAGUUUGAGAAAUGAUUCAUGGAAGAGAUUAUUGACGGCCAAUGAUGAUAUAAUAAUCAAUGCUUAUCCGCUCAACUAUAUUCAUCAACAACAUCGGGACACAUUCAACCUCAUAUCUGUUAAGGAUUUCCUUGAGCUUCAAGCAUUGGGGUCUAGAGGCCUUGAGGAAAAAGAUGCCAUCUGCAAACAGCAGAUGUGA
Molecule: messenger RNA, 918 nt
Organism: Linum tenue
Lineage: Eukaryota; Viridiplantae; Streptophyta; Magnoliopsida; Malpighiales; Linaceae
Source: the annotation of a GenBank genome assembly